Yamadazyma jaroonii is the source of this 447-nucleotide messenger RNA. The record is from the annotation of a GenBank genome assembly. NCBI's taxonomy places the organism in Eukaryota, Fungi, Ascomycota, Pichiomycetes, Serinales, Debaryomycetaceae.
GGGGGUUUCUUGAAAGUAGAAGAAACCAUUCUUUGUUUCGGCCCGUAUUUGAUAUUAGAGUACUUAGAGAAGGACACUGACCAGAAAUUUAAUUUAGAAGAAGCGAAAUACCAAUUAAAACUUCUAGAAAGCUUAGGCAUCCAACAUAACGACAUAUUCCAAAGAAAUGUAAUUGUAUCUCAGGGGAGAUUCAAUCUCAUUGAUUUCUCGGAAGCUUACUUGGAUGAAAUUGAUAUUCACAGAGACUUGGAAAACUUGGAGCGUGUUUGGAAGAGAAAUUUGGAGGAGGUUUGGGAGAAGAACCUGGAACAAUUUCGAGAACCUCGAACAGGUUUCGAAGCACAUGAAGAAGGUCAGGAACAAAAAGAAACCGGACAGAUCGAGGAUAUAAGCCUUUUAGAAGAUCGUGAAGAGAAAGCUCGUAAUGAAGACUUCUCAAACACCUAA